Messenger RNA from Macrobrachium nipponense, 336 nucleotides. RefSeq names its product reticulocyte-binding protein homolog 2a-like. NCBI's taxonomy places the organism in Eukaryota, Metazoa, Arthropoda, Malacostraca, Decapoda, Palaemonidae. The record is from RefSeq and is a predicted model, not a curated record. The transcript has a single exon. Bases 1 to 336 code for a protein of 111 amino acids.
AUGAAGAGAGAAGAGGAAAAACAGCAGCUGGAAGACAAAAUCCUGAAGAAACAGAAGAAAAUCAGCAUCGAUGGACAAAGACAAAAGAAUUUGGACAGAGAAACGAUGCCAGGUGAGAGGCAAGAGAGACUCCUAGGACAGAAGGAGAAAGAGCUACAGGUGAAGACCGCAGAAGCGGCGCAGAUGGCGAGGCUCAUCCAGGAAGAAAAGGACGCGAGCGAAAAGCAAGAAUCCGGCAGGAAAGACGUGGAGGUCAGGUUGCAGCGUCUGCAGAAUGAAGUGGAAGACAUGACGAAGGAAAAGGGUGGAAUCCAGCGUGAAGAUAAGGUUGCGUAG